Messenger RNA from Hymenoscyphus albidus, 3197 nucleotides. The record is from the annotation of a GenBank genome assembly. NCBI's taxonomy places the organism in Eukaryota, Fungi, Ascomycota, Leotiomycetes, Helotiales, Helotiaceae.
AUUCUUAUGGUGCACCUGCACUCACAGGGGAUUUUGGGGGUGUGUGGAUGGUGGAUGGUGUUAUGGUGGCUCAGGACCCGUCAUCAUGGUCAUUGAGACCAAAAAGCCAGAAGCCCGAAGCCAGAUAUUUCUUUCGUAACCGCAAUUGCACUGACAAUGACGAGUCACCCAAGUAUCCAUUUCUCUUUGUUCUGGAUUCGCAAUUCGCCAUCGCAAAGGGAAGAAAAGGAUUUCUCGCCGCCGCCGAUAAAAAUCACCAAAAUCAUCAGACGUAAUAACUUCCAGCAUACCCGCCCUCGCCCUACGCUACUUGUACUGGACUGGCACUGGACUGAUCUGGCACCCGCACUAACUGGCAAACACUCGCACUUGCGCACACCAUCAGCUCCUCCUGCAACUCCUGCAACUCCUGCAACUCCUGCAACUCCUGCAACUCCUGCAACUCCUGCAACUCACCUGAAAAUCACCUGAAAAUCCAUCGCCAUCGCCAUCGCAAUCGCAAUCGCUCCGCUAGCUCCCAGUUUCUACCUAAACCCACACCCACAUCACAUCACAUCCACACCCACACACCCUCCCGGAUUCCGUCAGCAUCCACACCCAUCCACUCAACUCCAUUCACCUGCGUCGGACCUCGCUGCUCUACCUGGACACUGCGCACUUACGGCGCUCCACCCAACCAUUCCCUGUUCAGACCUGGCUGUGCACUGUGCUGCCAAUAAUUUGGCGUGGGACACACCUGGACACUGGAAGCCCGGAAUCUAGCACCAGCACCAGCGCUGCACUGGAGACUUGACUUUCUACUCCCCCAGUCAAACACCAAACAACACCAGAAAAGCAUCGACAUCUUCUCCUAUUUUUUUUGUUAUCUCCGUUUGGUUGCUCGCGCACGGUCGGGAAUUUUUGGAAAAUCCCCAACGACGAACCCUUCAUCAAUGUGCUCUUUCUUUGCUUCCAUCGCCCAUUGAACCACCCGGUCAACCGUCCACCCACCCCUUUUGGCGAAGGCCCCCUCUCUUGCGCUCUGCCCCUCCUCCAACCGACAGGCGUCUCAGCCAUCAACCACACCCUGUACCUCGCCUUCCUUCCCCCAUUCCAAUCUUGGAACAACAAUUCAAACUCGGUUUCGGCCUUCCUUGCUUCCUACCUUAUUCAACAAUUUUAUUUUUCAACCAAACUUUCUUUCACAAUUGGCUUGUAUCGUCUAGAAUUGCUCACCUCCUGAAUCCCUAAACCAUCGCACCGCAUUUCACCAAACACUCCAAACUCCAACAUCCACCCUGUCGCAUCCAUCACUUGCUUCCAAUCUUGCGCAUCUAAUUAUAUACGGUCAACUUCCACUUGUUUCCAUCCCCCCGAACAAGUGCACCAAUAUUGCUUCGGCCCUCGGAUUGGUGGCUUCCUAGAGCUUCAGGAGGGCCGUCUUGUCCGAGUAAUUGUUGAACAUGGCGUCGUCAAAGGUACGGAUAUCUGAGAUCAGCGCCCGGCUAAUGUAUUUAUAGAACCACUGCUGAUCACUCAAUUUUCUAGGAAAUCCAGCAUUCUUCGAGGCCUGUGGGCCAACAUCGAUUGUCGAUGUCGGCUGCCGGCUCUCUUCCCAAAUCUCAUUCUCGAAAUCAUUCCCACUCGGCAUCGUCGGGGUCACUCAUUCCAAGCCAUAGAGUACAGAGGAGAAAGAGCAACGCCAAUGUGAGCAAUGUCGCGGCAAUGGUAAAUGCAGUCCGAGAGUCCGGGGAUACUUCCUUGGGAAUGCCAAUUUCCAGUCGUCGAAACACCAUGUCCAAGAGUGCAUCUGCUAGAUCUGCUGCCCUCGGGAGCCUACCUUCUCCACCAGCCAGCUUGCCCAGUCAUAAAAUGCGAAUAGUCUCGAGCGGAAAAUCGGAUCGAGGCGAGAGUGCCAUUGAGGAUGAUUUGGCAGAAGAUAUGGAGGAGGACGAGGAUGAUACGGGGUUCAAACAAUCGCGGGUGAGACGUGCUAGUGAGGGUCAACAUCUCAUGAAGGAUGGCAAGAAGGCCAACGGCGGAGACCUCAAGUGUGACAAGUGUGGAAAGGGAUACAAGCAUAGCAGCUGCUUGACCAAGCAUUUGUUUGUGCCCACUUCCUUUCCUACAUGCCCCAACUGGGUUUCGUGACGUGAAUUCGGCUGGGGGAUUCGCGUUUCGGGAUUUUUGAGAGAACUAUUAUUAACGUUUUAUCUGCAGAUGGGAGCAUACUCCAGAAUGGUCGUUUACUUCCAAACUACUGAUCUCUAAGCACCAGCAAGUGCAGCUCUUGGAAGCCGCCUCUGUCCUUUUGACCAUGAAUCAGGGUGGCACUACACCACCAGAUUCGGCCAAGGACUUUCAAAGUGAUCAAGAUUCGGCUUCUCCUGCACCAUCAGGAUCCGAACUCAACGAUCGGGCGAGUUCUGCGGAUACUACACCGCCGCCAAACAUGGAUGUAUAUCGAAGUGGUUCCCAUAAAAGAUAUAGUAGCGGAUACGGAUAUUGGCGCUCAUACCAAUCUGCCUCCUCAGCCCAUUCUGUGAAUGGCGAAAGUAUGCCACUUGGAUCUGACUUUGGAUAUCAUCGCCAGCCAAGCCAUGAAAGACGUCCACCGUCAGUGGGCUUCAAUCGUAAUGCGGAAGACGAUGGCCUUGCAGCCGCAGUUGAACUUUUGUCUUGCAGUUUUGGUAGCACCGGGACACCAAGAACACUUCCAGUGACCCUUCCGGAAGAUGCGCCUCCCGUGCCUCACAUUCCGGCGCAGUAUUUGGAUGGAUUUUCAGGAACUACCUUGACCCAUAGUCUUCAUCCUCAACAACCAGAAAGCUACACUCGCCACCGACAUCACCUUGAUGAGGAUGUUAAGAUGGAGGAGAGCGAGGAAAGCGUGAUGGACGAUGAUGACUAUGAUCGGAGAUCGAGGGCCCGCAGUGAUGAGGAUGAUGAUGGGGUAUUUGGCCGCAUGGAAGAAUAAGCUCCUUUGAGAAGCUUUUCUUACCAAGUGCAAACGCCCGCGACAGUUGAAGUUCCACAUCUUCACUGGACAUGAUUUCUUUUGUUGUAAUUUGUGUAUCGCGGCGAGCAAAUGUCUCCGCAGCCGACUUUCAGCACCGAAGAGUGGACUAGGCAGUAGGUAUGCAACAUGUCCACGAGGUUAAAGUGAUGGUCGUUCUCGAGCGUCGAGCAAACGCAAACGCCACAAGCAUUUUGUAAGG